This is a messenger RNA of Coniosporium apollinis CBS 100218, 2208 nucleotides long. RefSeq lists its product as uncharacterized. Lineage: Eukaryota; Fungi; Ascomycota; Dothideomycetes. The coding region runs from base 1 to 2208 and encodes 735 amino acids. The transcript has a single exon. The record is from RefSeq and is a predicted model, not a curated record.
AUGCCCUUAUCUAUCCCAUCAUUUGGCCUUUCCACAGCCUCGCGGGCCCUCGGAUUUACCCUCUUCUUAAAGUUACUGGACUCUGGAAACCCAUUUCUAGCCCGUGGGCCGCAAGUCGAGCGCAAGAAAGUUGCUCUGUGUCAAAACCGCUGGACUGCCACGGCACGCUGCCUGAUUCACGUCGUGCCUAGCGUUCUUUCCCUAACAAUCGUGAUCCUGAAUCUAAAAGGAUACUACAUCGGCGACGAACUCGCAGGACCCUCCGGUCACGACUCGCAAAAGCUCGGCGCGCUUCAGUUCGCAGCCAAGCUGCAUGAGUUGACCAUCCACGCUUCCAUUGCGGCCAUGGUCCUGUCGUACCUAAGGUAUGAGCUGGCUCUGGGAAAGGGCCUGCCUUUCGGAGCGGUGCUCGCUGGUAAUCAGUUUAGGGAUCUGAGCUUCCUCUGGUCCAUCGAGCUUUGGGGAGCUCUGUCCUCAUGGAGAGUGCCACACACAUGGAUCCGAAGGACUGUAAUGGCGGUUAUCCUGAUCCUGGCCACACUAAUAGCAGCCGCCGCCGGGCCAGUAAGCGCUAUUGCAAUCAUCCCACGACUGGGGCUGUGGCCAGCUUGCGGAACGCGGUUCUGGCUCAACUCGUCCAACGAUGCUCUCUGGCCGGCUGAAGUGAAUGCAUCACACUUUGAUUCCGCUCAGUGCUCUCAGGCAGAUACUGAGCCCGACUUCGGCUGUCCCGAUGGCGGUUUACAAUCUAUCAAAGCUUUCAGCACCACGCUCCGCAGACGAGGCUGGGAUUGGGUUCCCGCGCGAAGCCUUACAGUCUAUGGACGUCAUGGGACACGAAGCAUGAACAUCACGCUGAAGCUAGGACGUAAUACUGAUCGUGUCACUACCGCUUUUGUACCACCCCUUGCCGCCGUCGAUGCAUUCACAGAGGCCAGUACUUGGUGGCCAUCAGCGGCUCAAUACGCCUUUAAAAGAGGUGGACCACGAUACUGGCUGGCUCGAAAAGCGUACAUUGAAGCGAGCGCUACUGCGCCGGUAACACGAGUGCGGUGUUCAUCCCUUAUGUCCACUACGGGUGGUUCGGGACAGAGCAUUUACUUCCCGUUGCUCAAUCCUUUGGAGGAUGUGCUUACUAGCACGAGCUAUACGGAUGACCAGAUUUGGAAUGAUGCAGCUAUGGAGAUUUCGAGUGGCCGUGAGCUGAGCAAGGUGUUUUGGACGCCCUUGCCAAACACUGAUUUCAAAAACUCUACUAUGGGAGCGGUUGUUGUUCUGCCUUUUGAGCCGAAUGCUUCCGCGAUUACCUAUACGACUUGCAACGUCGACGCUCGAUGGGCUGCCACCCGUAUCUGGACUUUCAACUUCGAGAACACGUUCGGCUUACCUGAGGGGCUCCCAGACGUAAGGAAUCCGCUUGGUCGCUAUGAUGUUGACUGGUCGUGGCCGCACAUCUCGGUUGAUGUAGAGUGGGUCAACUACAUGUCCCGAAAGAUGUCACAGGCCAAUGAGACAGUCGACGCAUUUGCAGCCAUUGCAGCUGAUGCAGGCAUCACCGACACGCCGGAUCCCACCCAUCCUUGGGCGAUUGAAUCCAUUCUGGCCAUGAUGUUUACGGAUGCACUGGCUCGCGUGGGAAGUAACGCAACGCUUCAAGGGGAGCUCAAAGGACGCGGAAAACCCCGACUGGCUGACUGGGAAGACGGUCCUUGGGUUGACGAGUUCAUGCACUUUGGCGAUGCAUACGCCAUCGAUGCUCCGGCGAAUGCCGAGUGGUAUAGCUCACGACUCUCCGUCUCGGUGGUGGGAUACGCCUACUCGUCGGACGGAGCAACCAGCAAACUCGCCUGCAGUAUCCUCUUAUUCCAUGUUCUGCUCGCGUUCAUCCACACAAUCUACUCUCUGAAUUCUGGGCUCAGCUCCUCGAGCUGGGAUUCGGUCGCGGAACUUGUAGCGCUGGCUAUGAAUUCCACUCCUUCGGAUGCUUUGAGGAACACUUGCGCGGGGAUAGAGCUGCCAUCAACUAUGGGACUGCCGGUAAAGAUUGUCGAAUCAGCGCAAGCAGAAGAGCAUCUUGAGAUGCUUGUGGAGGUUCCGCGAGACGAGGAAACAGAUACCCUUGAGCUACUCAAUACCGGAAAGGUGGUGCACCGCUCUGUAACAGUAAAUAAGGAAUACGGUGUUCCUAAGGAUCUGUACACACAUUGA